ACAGGUAUCAUGUUCUCAACAAUCAGAACAGGAGUGACGACACUCAGAUCAAGGAGCUGCUGGAGAAGAUUGAGGAGACAGUGGCACAAAACAAUGGCUGCCAUUUUGAAAUAGACAGAAAGAUUUUACAGGAGAUGAAAGAGAGAAGAAGAGCAGAGGAAGAGAGAGCAAAAGAACGAAUGAAGAGGAUGAAAAAACAGAGAGAAAACAUCAGAUCACAGAUGAGUGAUGCCCAACAUCUCUCAGAGCUGAGGAUUGUGUUAAUGGGUUAUAGACUUGCUGGUAAGAGUUCAACAGGAAACACCAUCCUGGGCAAAGAGGAGUUUGACUUGAAGAGAUCUGCUCAGUGUGUGAGGAGACAUGGAGAAGUAGCAGACAGACACAUCACUGUCAUUGAAGCUCCAGGAUGGUGGAGGAAUUACACUGUAGAGGAGAGUCCUGAGUUACUGAAACAGGAGAUUUUGCUCAGUGUGUCUCUGUGUCCUCCAGGACCACAUGCUGUACUACUGAUCAUAUGUGUGGACACUAUAUUAAAGACUCAGAGAAAAGCAUUGCAGGGGCAUCUGAAUCUUCUCGGUGAGAGAGUCUGGAGUCACACUAUAGUGCUGUUCACUCAUGGAGACUCUCUGUUAGACACAUCUAUAGAGCAGCACAUUGAGAGUGAAGGGCAGGAUCUCCAGUGGCUGCUGGACAAAUGUGGGAACAGGUAUCAUGUUCUCAACAAUCAGAACAGGAGUGACGACACUCAGAUCAAGGAGCUGCUGGAGAAGAUUGAGGAGACAGUGGCACAAAACAACGGCUGCCAUUUUGAAAUAGACAGAAAGAUUUUACAGGAGAUGAAAGAGAGAAGAAGAGCAGAGGAAGAGAGAGCAAAAGAACGAAUGAAGAGGAUGAAAAAUCAGAGAGAAAACAUCAGAUCACAGAUGAGUGACACUCAGUGUCUCUCAGAGCUGAGAAUUGUGUUAAUGGGGCAUAAAUGUACUGGUAAGAGUUCAACAGGAAACAGCAUCCUGGGCAGAGAGGAGUUUGACUUGAAGAGAUCUGCUCAGUGUGUGAGGAGACAUGGAGAAGUAGCAGACAGACACAUCACUGUCAUUGAAGCUCCAGGAUGGUGGAGUGAUUACACUGUAGAGGAGAGUGCUGAGUUGCUGAAACAGGAGAUUUUGCUCAGUGUGUCUCUGUGUUCUCCAGGACCACAUGCUGUACUACUGAUCAUACGUGUGGAUAAUAUAUUUAAAGAGAAACAGAGAAAAGUAUUGCAGGGGCAUCUGAAUCUUCUCGGUGAGAGAGUCUGGAGUCACACUAUAGUGCUGUUCACCUGUGGAGACUUUCUGUUAGACACAUCUAUAGAGCAGCACAUUGAGAGUGAAGGGCAGGAUCUCCAGUGGCUGCUGGACAAAUGUGGGAACAGGUAUCAUGUUCUCAACAAUCAGAACAGGAGUGACGACACUCAGAUCAAGGAGCUGCUGGAGAAGAUUGAGGAGACAGUGGCACAAAACAACUGCCAUUUUGAAAUAGACAGAAAGAUUUUACAAGAGAUGAAAGAGAGAAGAAAAGCAGAGGAACAGAGAGCAAAAGAACGAAAAAAGAGGAUAAAAAAACAAAGAGAUGACAUCAGAUCACAGAUGAGUGACACCCAACAUCUCUCAAAGCUGAGGAUUGUGUUAAUGGGGCAUAAACUUGCUGGUAAGAGUUCAACAGGAAACAGCAUUCUGGGCAGAGAGGAGUUUGACUUGAAGACAUCUGCUCAGUGUGUGAGGAGACAUGGAAAAGUAGCAGACAGACACAUCACUGUCAUUGAAGCUCCAGGAUGGAGGAGGAAUUACACAGUAGAGGAGAGUCCUGAGUUACUGAAACAGGAGAUUUUGCUCAGUGUGUCUCUGUGUCCCCCAGGACCACACGCUGUACUGCUGAUCAUACGUGCAGAUGGUAGAUUUAAAGAGACUGAGAGAAAAGCACUGCAGGGGCAUCUGGAUCUUCUCGGUGAGAGAGUCUGGAGUCACACUAUAGUGCUGUUCACUCAGGGAGACUCUCUGUUAGACACAUCUAUAGAGCAGCACAUUGAGAGUGAAGGGCAGGAUCUCCAGUGGCUGCUGGACAAAUGUGGGAACAGGUAUCAUGUUCUCAACAAUCACAACAGGAGUGACGACACUCAGAUCAAGGAGCUGCUGGAGAAGAUUGAGGAGACAGUGGCACAAAACAAUUGCCCUAUUAGGAAGAAAAGCAGCCCUAUUAAAAUACAAGGAAUGGAUAAUCGAAUAAAAUCAGAAGAGGGAAUGCAGCCAUGGAGAGAUCACAGAUCACAGACAAUCAGUGAUGCUGAAGGAUCUGGUCUGUGCUCUGUGGCAAGUUCUGCUUAUGGUUCAUUUAGAUCAUCUGGAUCAGACAUCAGCUCAAUUUUUGGGUCUUUGCAUUCUAUAGAUGCAUCUCUAAGCAGACAUAAGUCAGGGGUCAGGAAAAUAUUUAACAGCAUGGAAUUCACACCUCCACUGAUGAGUGGAGAUGAGAGGUCGAACACAUUGUCUCUGGGAAGUUCUGCUUAUGAUUCAUUUAGAUCAGAAGCAGACAUCAGGUCAUCACGUUCCAGAGAUUCAUCUCACACAAGAAGACAUGAGUCUUGUGUCCAAGAAAUGGGUAACAGCAUGGAAUUCACACCACCACUGAUGAGUGGAGAAGAGAGGUUGGACAUGAGAUCUGUGGCAAGUUCUGCUUAUAGUUCAUUCAGAUCCCUGUCAGGAUCAGACAGAAGUUUGGUUUUUAGCUCAUCACACUCAAAAGUUUCAUCUCACAGCUCAGGAUUCGGGUCUGUGCCUCCCAUUUCUGAGUCUGUUGAACAUUCAAAACCCAGCAGAACACAAGAUGUCCUCAAGAUCUCAAAACAUGAGCACAAAGACAUUGAUUCAAACACUGAAGUGACGUGACGGCUGAAUAAUCCUGACACCAUGUUUUAGUGUAAAAUAUACAAAACCACUUAAGAUCAUAAUCAAAUAAUUCUAUAAAAAUGAUAUAAACAACAAACCUAUAAAUCAAGUAUUUUGUGUGUAACUACUGGCAUGAACAUUAGUGAUAACUUUUAUUUUACAUACAGAACAAAAGGGCAUUUUUGGUGUAAUCAUUUCAAAAUCUACAAUAUCACACAUUUCUCUAUAAUUUAUAUACAUUAUUUCACAGUACUCAUCACAUUUUUCCAAAUUAAGCCUUAAAAUAAAUGCAUGGAUCAGCAUGUAAUCACUGACAAAAAUAUUAAGUAUUAUCCUUGUCUACAACAGGUUUUGGUAUUUCCUAUAGGUUUAGCAAAUGAUCCAAGAAGUUUUUUUUUUUUUUUUUUUUUUUUUUUUUUUUUUUAAAUACAGCUGCCAAUGUUAUUGUUCUUUUGGACAGGCCGGAAAAAUAGGGAAACAGUCAGCCAUUAAAGUGCUAUAUU
Molecule: messenger RNA, 3424 nt
Organism: Labeo rohita (rohu)
Lineage: Eukaryota; Metazoa; Chordata; Actinopteri; Cypriniformes; Cyprinidae
Product: GTPase IMAP family member 8
Molecular function (GO): GTP binding
Source: RefSeq, a predicted model, not a curated record